Lottia gigantea (owl limpet) is the source of this 1098-nucleotide messenger RNA. RefSeq lists its product as hypothetical. The coding region runs from base 1 to 1098 and encodes 365 amino acids. The record is from RefSeq and is a predicted model, not a curated record. NCBI's taxonomy places the organism in Eukaryota, Metazoa, Mollusca, Gastropoda, Lottiidae. The transcript has a single exon.
AUGCCUGCAUAUUUGAUGACCAUUCGGAGAAAACCAACAAAGACGAUGAGCGUUCGACAAAAAUACCCAGGGUUUCUACCACCCCGAUUUGAUGGGAUAUUUCGUCCACAAACAACGACCACUUCUAAGAUAUUCAAUUCCUCAGUCUAUCCCACAGGCGUUCGCACUAAAUCUUUACAGAAUAUACAAAGUCAAAAAACGACAUGUAUGUUUGACUUCACUAAGAAAGAAAAACCCGAAAUAAAAUGUACGACUAGCCAAGAGAUAAGAAAAUCAUGUACGCCUGGGCUCUCACCUCGAGGAUUUCGAGAUACACCCCGAUCUGGUCGAUCGUUCAGAGAUGGUGGAUGUAAUUGGGUCACAACAGAGCAGAAACAAAAUACACCUGACGUUCGUGACCAUCUGUACAUUAACACCUUCUUUCCAGAAGAGCGUCCUAUGAGAUAUCGUGAAUUAACAUUACCGUCAAUCCAUCAAGAUCGACCAUGGUCAGUUAGUGAAGGAAAUCCAUCUAAACGUUUCAGUAAGCAUGACGCUCAUCAACUUAUUGGUACAGACAGCCGUAGACAACAUAAACCACGAAUAGGUUUGGCGGGAACAAGCAAAAAAGAUUCACCAGACACAAAUUUGUUGUCAGUGUCUUUUGAUGUUAAACAGAUCCCUAAUCCAAACAAAGAACAAGAUAUUCAACAUUCAAAAGGAUUCGCAAACGGUGUUCGUCGCAUCUACAACUCACCAAACUAUCCGAAGAGACCAGUGGCCUCGGAACCAGGGAGAUAUCGACCAUUUUCCACUGUAAAUAUUCACAAAUCACGUCAAAUUUCUGCGCAAGUUUCAAAUUCACCGAAACAUUUUGUGUCGGUCAAUCAAUAUAUGAAAUACGUUGAAGAUAAACUAUUUGAAGAACGUGUGAAAGUUUCCAAUCCUACAAAUACAGCUGAAUUAUGUCCCAGAACAGGAAUAAAUACAUCACUUUCUCAAUACCACGAUCCAACCAUUCGAGCCCUACAGUCUGUUAUCCAUGUUAAUAUGCCAUCAUCUAAGGGACAUUCAUCUUCUGGAAGUUCAUCGUCGUUGACGUCGACUGGCAGUAGAUAA